Equus caballus (horse) is the source of this 9695-nucleotide messenger RNA. The record is from RefSeq and is a predicted model, not a curated record. NCBI's taxonomy places the organism in Eukaryota, Metazoa, Chordata, Mammalia, Perissodactyla, Equidae.
UUCUGGCUGCGGCCGGAUUAGAGAGGGGUGUGCGCGCGGGUCCCAUGCGCCUGCCUAAGCUGGGAGCUUGCAGAAAGGCGCGCCGGCCUGGUCUUGAGUGGUCGGAGGUCUCCAGGAGCCCUCAGCAUCCCUUCUUUCUCACUCACACACCCCAGCCUCACGCGUUAGGCGUCCCCCCAGCAGACGGUGAGCCGGCGGCGGGAGGGUGGAGGUGGACGUAGCUCAACGCCACGCAUAUCACUGGAGAGCCAAAGCUUCUUUCUCAGCUGCCGGGAAGCACGUAGAAGGUUAUUCCAGUCCCGCGAGGGUGGGACGGUGGAGGGAAUGCGGGGGUAAGGGAGCAGACGGGAUGCGGGCGCCUCACCCUCGCUUCCCCAGUGCCUGGAGAGCCCCCCUCCGGCCACGUCACUCACGCCCAUCUCCUUCGGGAAAACCAGACCCCCACGCCCGGCAUCCCUGAGUUUUAUUACUUGCUCUGUCUUUCUGAUCACUUUCUGCGUCUGCUCCCUCGCUGACAGUGGCUCCUGGAAUACUUUUCUUUCCUGUUCCUCUUUCUUUAACCAGAGACCGAUGUCUGCUUUCUUUACUUGCCCCGUUACUUCUUAAGUAGAUCACUGCCCUGUUUACAGAAACCCCUGAACAAUCCCUGUUCUCAGAGCCCUUUGUAGUUCCUUAAGUUGAGGCCCCAACCUGUGCUUCGGAUGCUCUCCCUUAUCUCCAGCACUGAAUGGAAGGGAAUGGACUGCUGGAGACAUCCCUGAAGCUUAACCUCACAUACGGUUGAUCCGUCCAGACACAUCUCCCUUCAGGGUUCUGCACUGCUUUUCCUUUGACAACCCUGGAUGCUCAUUUUUACCGCCGUUUCACUUGCAGAAAUGCAAAGGAUAAUAGUGCACUCGUGGGAUUUACCCUCCGUGAGACCAUACUUCUCACCUGCCUUUCCUUGUCUCAUUAGUUGACAAGACGUUUUUAAUGAGUAAGUGCCCAAAGGCAGGACUCUGCCUGUGCGGAUUUCUAGGAAGUUCCAGCAUAGUGAACAGUAUCUCCUCUUACAGAUAUCUUCUUCCCCAUAUCUGUAAAUAGUAAAUACCCAUGACACCACAAUGUUUCAAAAGUAACUAACUAUUUAUUGUCUGAGAUCUCCAGGACACCUUCUCUGACAAAGAACAGUACUGAAAUCCCCCAAGAUAAAUCUAUGUAUAAAGGGCCCUUAUCUUAAAUGGCUCUGUCUUUCACCAAAGAGCAAAUAUAUAUGCCAAUUCACUAAAACUAACUGCAGUUCUGUAGUUUACUGUGGAUUUUUUUGUUCAAAGCCAUCCUGUUAGUCUUGUCGGUUAUAAGAAAUAGAUCCCAAAAGAAUGGAACUUUGUGGCUGAGUACAAGUGUUAUUCUUAGAGUUUCAGAAGGAUGACUAGGAAGAGGUGCGUGGCAGUGCUCUCUGGUGCUUGGAUGUUGCAUGCUUAACUGUUUGAGCUGGCUGGUGCCUUAAGGACUCCUGCUAGCUGUCUCCUGAGUUUGGGGAUGCUUAGCUUCACUCAAGUUAGUCUAACUGUUAGACUGUUAGGCUCAGAGGUGUUUCUUGAACACUUGCUUUAGUUAUCUGUCCUUAUCUGGAUAGUUUCCUUAGCAACUGCUGGUGAUUUUGAUGGAGAUUCUGAUGGGCUUGGAACCACUUGAAACUAAUACUAACUUCUGCUUGGUGAAGGUGUUAUUAGUUGUGUUAGGUACUCGUUAGUCCAGUGCGAUUCUGGUACUGUGCAUGGUUAGUCCUCAUUCUUCCUAAGAUUUCUGCUGCCCAGAGGGAAAUUAGAAUGUAGAUUGGCUCGAAGAAAACACUGGAAGCUACUUCAGCUGGUGAUGGAAAACAGUGAAAUUCUAUACACUUUCUUUGGGAAAAAGGAAGCAGUGGCCAGUAUUCUUUGGAUUUGGGGAAAAUUUCUUAUAUUAACUGAAACACCUUAUUUUAAACCUAACCUUGCUCAGAUGGAGAAUUUUUUCCCCUCCUUUUUUCUUCCUUCCCCCUCUCCUUCCUUCCUUCCUUUCUUUCACCCUAGAGUUUGGGGAAUUUUGCCUGUCCAUUCUCUCUAGGAAGAUUAGAAGAUUACUACUUUUCUGUCAGUUGGCCUUUAUAUUUGGAGAGGUAAGAAAAAAGGGAAUAACUGCCUGCCAUAUGUGUUUAUGACAUGAGGAUUAUCUACUCAUGUACCUUUGCACUGCUAUGGGCUAUUAUUCAGCUUUUGAAAAAUCACGUACCAUUUAUUCACUUGACUUAUGGGAAACUCAGGCAGCCUGUCUUUCAUUUAUUGACCAGGAGGGAAAGGAGGCAACAGGUUGAAAGAUAGUGUUAUUAUUCCUUUCUGAAUGAAUUAAAUGUAUGUGUGACCUUUCCUCUUUGCUUUAAAUGUUGAAUACUGCAUACUGCUUAUCAAUAUUAUUUCCUCAAGAGAAAGAAGAAGGUGCUACCUUCAAUUCUUUUCUAGGAGAAUUCUGGUAAUGUCACAAUAAUUUCAUCACUCUUUAUCAACAGCUCCCUUCUCAUGGAGAGUUAUUUAGUUACCGAUUGCAUAGUAUAAUUCCCUGGAAACAUACUUUUUAUUAGGGGAUACUGAUUAAUGGAACAUUUUUAAAAACCCAUGAAUAGUAGAAAGAGUAGAGCAUAAGAGUAGAAAUUGUUUUAACUACAAGAAGAAAAAAAACGGAACUUAUUCAUAAUUCUGUUACCUAGAGUUAACAUUCGACAUUUGGUCAGUCUUUUUUUUUCUAUGCAUAUAUUUCUUUUUCUUCAUUUAUUUAACAAAUUGUUGUGAGAACCUACUGUUUGCUGGUCAUGAAGCACUGUAGGAAUCGCCAUAAGCCUCUGCCUUCAUGUAACUUUCAAUAUAUGUUGUAUUGUUGGCAUAUGGUUUUGUAUUUUGUUUUUUUCACUUAAUAUAUUAUAGAAUCUUCCUCAUAUCAUUAACUAUUCUUUCAGUGGCUCAGUAGUGUUUUAGCGUAUAGAUUUUCCUUAAUUUCUUUACCUAAUCCUUUUUGUUACACAUUUACGUUAUUUCGAGUUUUGUCUAUAAUUAUAAAACAAUGUUAGGGAUAUUCUUGUGUGUUAGAAUUCUAAGAUGACUUGCAAUCACCCUCACCUUGUAUAAUUCCCUCCCCAGUGAAUAUGAUAGGAUGUCAUUCCCAUGAUUAUGUUAUAUAACAUGCAAAAGGGAUUUUUGCACAGGUAAUUAAGGUUACUAAUCAAUUGACAUUGAGUUGACCAAAAGGGAGAUAAUUUGAGUGGGCCUAAACUGAUUACAUGGGACUUUUAAGAGCAGAGAGCUUUCUCCUGCUGGUAGCAGCAGAAGAAGUAAGAGAGAUUUGAAGUGUGAGAGAGAUUUGACAUGAGGAAGGUUCUCUGUAGCUGAAAUGAAGAGGGCCACAGGCAGAGAGCUGAGGGAGGCCUCCAGGAGCUGAGAGCAGUCUCUGCUGGCAGCCAACGAAAAGCCUAGGGACCUCAGUCCUACAACCACCAGGAGCUGAAUUCUGCAAAUAACCUGAGUAAGCUUGGAAGCAGAUUCUUCCAGACCCUCCAGAUAAAAUGCCCUGCCUGACUGACAUUUGAUUUCUGCCUUGUGAGGUGCUAAACAGAGGACCCAGGGGACCCCAUCUGGACUUUUGACCUACAGAACUGUAAGAUAAUAAAUGGGUGUUGUUUUAAGCCACUAAAUGUGUGCUCAUUUGUUACGCAGCAAUGGAAAAUGAACACAUUUGUAAGUUAGACUAUUUUUACAUCUAUAAUUGUUCUUUUGGGAUAAAAAUCCUGGGUAAGGACUUGCUGGAUAAAAGUUAUGUGCAUUUUUAAGGUUUUUGUAUAAUUUGCCCUCCAUAUGCUUCGUACCAAUUUCUAUACCUCCUAACAACCUAUGUUACUACAUCCUAGCACACACUAGGUGCUGCCAUUCUGAUAGGCAAAAAUAAAAGACAAAAAAGUAUCUUCUCUUUUGAAAGAAGAUUUACAUUUCUCCUGUGACCAGUACAACUGGCCAUUGUUCUCUUUAUUUGGAGUUCAAUUUUUUAAUGAAUUACCUAUUCUUGUUCUUUAGUUAGCUUUACAUAGAGAAAAUAGUCCCUACCAGAUAGUACAGCAUUUCUCUGCUGUAAUAUUUUCAAGGGGUAAAAUGAUUAAUGAGCUUAAUUGAGAAAAUGAGUUCUGAGAAGUAUUAGCUGCUGCCAUUACUUCCUGGAAAAAAAAAAUCCCAGACAUUAUACAGUGGGAGAAUGGAAAAUGUCAGCUUCAUUGAUUAGACAGUAUUGGUGCCUUAUUCUUUUCUAGGAAAAAAGUCUAUCUUCUCUGGUUUGGCAUUAGAAAUAUGAUUGCUUCAGGAAUAAAGAUAUAUUGUAUCUUACCAUGGAAAAUUGUAGCAUUGACUAUUAUUUUAGAAGGAAAUAUAUACUGUUAACUCUCAGAAAAAAAAAUGUCCUAAAAAAACAUGUCACUAUUUUCAGUUUGGUGAAGAUAAUCAGUAAUCUCUGAUUAUAUGUAUUGCUUUAUUUGGAAUGGGGUAAGGGAGGAAAUUCAAGUUACUUUUUCUGUAAUCCUUGUUAUUUGAGAUGAUAGGGUUUAUUUCUGACGAAUGAAAUAAGGCAGAAGGAAAAAAGGAAGGAAGGAAGAAAAGAAGAAGAAAGAACAAAAGAAAGGAGGAAGAGAGAAGACUGACACAGCCGAAGGGACAUUAGAGAGAAGACAAUGAUGAUGCGAUCAUCACCACACAUUCAUUGAACACUUUGUAAGUGCUGAAAGACUGUGCUGAGUGCUUUACACUCUGCCACUGAAGCUCGUUGAAUGUGCAAUAACCGAAUGAGACACAGAAGAUAUACCAUCAAGUCUUAGAAGGAUUCUACCAUUUUCUUCUCCAUCCUGAAGAGACUUGGAAAUUAAUGGGUAACACUUUGCAUGAAAAUUACUGAAUGCUUUUUCUUCUUAUCUCUGAGGCCUUCUGUAGAGAAUUAAUAGGAGGUUGAAUGCGCGCAUGGAUAAAAUGGAUCAUCUUAAAGGAUUGAAGUUCCAAAAAUAUAUCAGCAGGACUGGACAGGUUUGACAUAAUGAGAUUCUAUUUUAGCCUGACUUCUGGAACUCGGAAUAAACUAUAAACUGAGCUACACAAGGUCCUGAGAAGGAAGUUUCUCUUCUAAAAUAUUCUAGCUGCACGUAACAUUCUUCUUAUUCUAAUCCUUUGAAAAAAAUAUAUUUACUCAUCAAUUUCCUGAGGAAUAAAACUACUAGACACUUACCAACUUUCAGUAUAUGAAGUGGGACAGAAAGCCGCAAUUUGUAUCAUACUGGAAAAGAAAUUUAAUUAAAGAAACAGGCACCAGAAGGACGAGAAAUCUCUACGUAAGCUGUGGUUGAGAUGGCAGAAGCUUCCGGAGAUACCUCAACUCUGCCGGUAACAGUGAAGAAAAAGAAAAGUCUAUCCAUUGAAGAAAAGAUCGAUAUUAUAAAUGCCGUAGAAAGUGGCAAGAAAAAGGCAGAGAUUGCAGCUGAAUAUGGAAUAAAAAAAAAUUCAUUGUCUUCUAUUAUGAAGAAUAAAGACAAGGUUCUAGAAGCCUUUGAAUCGCUGAGAUUUGAUCCAAAGAGAAAAAGACUGAGAACUGCUUUUUACACAGAUCUGGAAGAGGCAUUAAUGAGGUGGUAUCGAAUUGCUCAGUGUCUAAAUGUACCAGUUAAUGGUCCAAUGUUGCGUCUAAAAGCUAAUGAUUUUGCCCAGAAACUGGGACAUAAUGAUUUUAAGUGCAGUAAUGGUUGGCUGGAUCGCUUUAAAUCCAGAUACGGCUUAGUAUUCAGAGCUCAACCUGUAGAAGCUACAGGAAUAGCAGUAGACCCUUCAACUGUCUGGCAGCAAAACGUACUGCCUUAUUAUUUAAAUGACUAUCAUCCUAAAAAUGUUUUUAAUAUAAAAGAGACUGGGUUGCUUUACCGAAUGUUACCUACGAAUACAUUUGCAUUUAAAGGAGAAACAUGUUCAAUUGGAAAGUUAUGCAAAGACAGAAUAACUCUGGUGGUUGGGGCAAACAUGGAUGGCUCAGAGAAACUUCCUCUGCUUAUCAUUGGAAAAAACAGAAAUCCACAUUGUUUCAAAGGUAUAAAGUCAUUGCCUGUGUAUUAUGAAGCUAACAGAAUGGCAUGGAUGACCUCAGAUAUAUUUGAUCAAUGGAUGCGGAAGCUUGAUGAGAAAUUUCAAGCCCAGCAACGAAGAGUGGUGAUUUUUGUUGAUUCUUUUCCUGCACAUCCAGAUGUAAAGAACCUCAAGUCCAUUGAGUUAGCAUUCUUUCCAUCAUGUUUAUCUUCCAAAUUUAUAGCCAUGAAACAAGGUGUUAUUCAAAGCCUUAAAAUCAGAUACCGACAUUGUCUUAUCAAGAAAUUUUUAAGUUCUGUUGAAGGCAGCAAAGAAUUUACGUUUUCCUUAAUAGAUGCAAUUGAUACAUUGCAUCUCUGUUGGAGGGCUGUAACCCCAGAGACUAUUGCAAAGAGCUAUGAAGAGGCAGGAUUCAAAUCUCAAAAGGAAGAAAGUGACCAGACAAAUGCAGAGACAGACACUGGUCUUGAUUUGGUCCCCCAUGCCCAGGCAGCAGGAGUGGAAUUUCCUGAAGGUCUAUCUGUAGAAGAGUAUGCUGCCCUGGAUGACGGUUUGGAGACGUGUGAAGCAGUGCCAGAUGGUGAUUCGGUAUGGACCAAAGAAAGUAAAUCAGAUGAAACAGGAUUUUAUGCUUCUGACGAAGAGGAUGACGGUGGAUCUCUAGGAACCGAACUCCCUUUACCAUCAAAAAAUGAGGCAAUAGCUGCUUUAGAUACUCUUAAAAAUUUUCUUAGAAGUCAAGAUAUAAAUGAUGGGCUUCAUAAUUCUUUAGCAGAUAUUGAAAUUUUUAUUAACUCUUUAUCAUCUAAAUAAUUAUUUAUUGUACAACAUCUGAAGAGUAAUAGCUUUUCUUGAUGUAUUUCACUAUCUAAGAUAUAUAAAGGGAAAAUACCACUUAAACAUAAAAAAUGAAAAGCUAGUAAUCUUUGGUUUAUUUGCAAAUGUCUUUGGUCUGAAUCGCAAAAUUCCCUAGGUAGAUUAAAUAAUGAGUAAGUCAAUGAAGAAUGUGAAUUUCAAUUUAGCAAGGUUUUGGGGAGUAGAAAAUGUAUUUCAGAGGCCUUGUACUUAAAACAUAUGGUAUAUAUGUCAAAAAUAUUAAGAAUUCUCCAGCUAUUUAAUUCAUUCAGGUUGAAUUGUUAAUUUCUGUUUUCUAUUGUUUUUUUCUUUUAAAUUCAGAUCAUGUUCUAAAAUAUUUUAAUUUAUCUACCUUGCCUAAGAAAUAAAAUACCCAUCUAUUGCUUAUUUAUUUUUUUAAGACAUAUAUUCUAACUAGACUCUUAAGCAUCAAGUAUUAACUUUAAUACUUAUAAUUAAUUACUUUAUUUUUCUCAUUACUAGCUUAUCUUCCUAAUAAGAAAUUAUGAAAAACUACUGAAAAUAAAAUCUGAUCCAAUUAUAUACCAAAAUGGUUAAAAAUAUAUGUCUCAUUACUUUCAAGUUAUUUCUAUAUAAGGUCAAAUGAAAGACUAUGACCUUAUCAGAUUUUUUUGGUCAUAAUCAGAAGAUAAUAUGGAUUCUUCCUAAAUAUUUGUAUGUAUAUAUGUGUGUGUGAUAGAAAAAUACAUUAGUGAAACAUUUAUUAAACUCUUAUGAUAUUUAUGUUUCAAUAAGAUUACUCUUAAAAAGUACUAUGAAGAUACAUAUGCAGUUACUAAAAAAAGAAAAUAUCUUAUGUGGUUCAUAGUUUUCUAAUUUUAACAGCUGAAACUUUUAAUAUAUAAUAUUUAAUUAUUUUCUUGAUUUAAACUGAGUGUCCUUUCCGUGUAUUUUGAUGUUUUUAAUACUUUUUUUUUUCACAUUUAAUGGGUAACAUUUUGGAUUAACUUUCUGCUGGAGGAAGUUUUGUCUACACAGUGUUUUAAAUUGUAUGAAAUUAUUUACUCUCCAUCCAUGAAAUAAUUUUUAAACAGUAGGAAAAUAUAACAAUGUGUCAGACUUUUCUGUUGUUAAAUUUUAAUACUAUGCUUAUUUAACUUACUACAUCUAAUUUAGGGUCUCCUUUGAAAAGUAUUUUGAAAAAAUGUAAAACGUCAUACAGAUUAUUUUUAUUAUGAAUUAUUAUUAGUCUGUUAACAAAAGACACAUUUGGAAGGAAAUAUUUAUAGAAAGUAUUUUUAUUUUCCACUGUUGAUUUAUUCUGCUUUUGAGCUUUAGUAAAGUAAGCCUUAAAUAUGUAAUAAAAUUAAGAGGGUUUCUUCUAGAGUGAAAUAUGGAUCAUUUAAAUUUAAUUUAAAACAUUUUUUAUUAAUGAUUUGAUUUAAAAUUUUGUUGUGAUAGAAUCAUGGACCUAAAUCAGGGACCUUAAUCUCUCUUAAGAACCCUAGCUGUAACUCGAGUACCUGGCCUAUAUUGAGCCCUCAAUAAUUUUUCUCUCUUUCUCUAGUUCAUACCAUUUGAUGUCAAAUAUUUUUUAUUUAAUCAUUAUGUUACCUCCCAAGAGAGGUCGUCUGCCUGCUGCAAGACAUGCCAAUAGUCAAGAGGCAAGGUGGUAGGAGAGAAAGGGUUUCAUUACAGCCUGCUAGCAAGGGGGAAGAUGGCUGACUAAUGUCCGAAAGGACAGAACAAAGACCACAGGCCAAUUAUAUAGGGGGCUGGUCUCCAGGUGGGGCAGACAUCUGGUCUUAGUUCCUGAUAAUCUUUUGUUUUACUGGAUAUGCAUCAGAGACUGGAGAACUGCCCUAUACCCAGAUCUUUCAGUUGUCAUUGAUGAUGGCUAAGCGCCUAGACUCUCUGCCCUAGAGGUCAUUACAUUAAUAAGGAACUCAAAAAAACAAAGUUACCAAUUUAUUGCAGCUGGGAGGGGCCAUAAAAUCUACAGGGCAUGUAUAUGUCCUGGAGGGUACAUGUCCAGCUGGAUUAGUUAAUCAGAGAUCAUUCAAAGAAAAUGUGGUUUCUUUUCUACAAUAUGGCUUCCCUUAUGUCAACCUUGUGCUAACCAGUAUCAAUUACAGAUAUUCUAUGACAUAUGAAUUAUUAUCUCCAUUUUUCAGAUGGGGAAACUAAACCCCAGAAAGAUGAUUUGAUUAAAAUCUCAGGGCCAGAACUGAGAUGCCGUAGCUCCCUGUCACCUAGUCCUGCGUUCCUCUAUGUUCCACAAUGCUUUUCUAUAAUGUAUAAAAGAAAAUUCUAUUUUUUUUCCCUUGAAUUUAGGAGCCCAAGGGUGAAGUAUUUCAGAGAAUAUGCUGGAUCUGUGCUCAUGACUCUAUUCACAAGAUCUCUCCUGAGAACACUGUUACUAGGGAAAUGCCGGGACCUUCUGAUUUGGUAAUUCUGUACCAGUCUAACACAGAGGUUCCAGUGGAGUUCUAAAGAAAAUAUUUAAAGCAACUUUAAUAUUUCCAAAGUGCUGAGAAACUAAUCUACUCGUUUAUUCCCCACUCUGACAUGAUCCAUUUUUGACUUGUGGGGCAUAAUAAAUCUAAAGGUGAUAAAAUGAGACAAGACUCCUGUAAAGAAUAAGAAAAAGAUGCCUGCAGAUUUAAAUUCAGAGAUAAACUUUAAAUUGUUAAUAUUGUCCACUCUUCUGUGUAGUUUACAAGAUAAAUUUAAAUGAUUUUCAGAAUAAAAAUUUUUUUAAAUUCA